UUUCAAGAAAAAUGGAAGCUUAUAUUUUUUUUGGCUAAAAAUGGAAAGCAUAAUUUUGAUGGUAAAUCAUUUGAUGAACCCUCACACCCUGUAUAAAUUUUCGUACCCAACUUUCCUACAUAAACCGAAACUUCCUCGUCAUUGAGUUAGGAAGAAAACCCCAAAAAAAGAAAAAUUGUGUUGGAUAUGGGCAUAUGUGCCCAAUCAAACACGAAAAUAAUGGCAAAAUGUCUUUGUACGACAAUUGUUUGUCCUAAACCGUCAAACGAAUGAACCAACAAAAAAAAAAUGGCAUCGCCCGACCGCUCGUUUUGCCAUACAGGAAACAGUUAGCUGUAAUAAGAAUUUAUCUAAACCGUUUGAAACUUGAAACAGUUAAUAUUUUUAAUUUUAAUCAAGAUGGGAAAUUAGAUGGUGGGGCGGUGGCGGUGAAGCUCGGUGUUGGCAGCAUUUUUUGUUUGUUUGGAGGAACAGAAACUGGCGGUGGUUAAUUGAAUUUCUUUCAAAAGGGAAGCAAACGGGAAAGAUGGAAAUUAUUACGAAGCAAUCUCCUCUUGGUGCCAAUAAUGUUUCUCCAGCACCACCUCCAUUACCAGGUCCAUCAACAAACUGUAGGCGGAAGGGGUUAUUUAUGAACAAUGGAACAGCAAUAAGAGGAAACAGCUGUGUUUCCACAGCCACAAGGGAUUUGUGGGAUAACCUUUUUAAUGGAGGUUAUAGAGCAGAUGUUACCAUUAAAACUGAUAAUGGUGGCAUCAUCUAUGCACAUGCUAAUGUUCUUGGUAUGGCUUCUCCUGUCUUAAGAGGGAUGUUGAAACAAGCAAAAGGGUUUGGUCAAAAAAGAUCAAUUUCAAUCCAUGGUGUUCCGCAAGAUGCAGUUCGGGUUUUCAUCCGAUUCUUGUACUCUUCCUGUUAUGAGAAAGAAGAAAUGAAGGAAUUUUUCGCGCCAUUGUUGGUGCUGUCACACGCAUAUGUUGUUCCUCAGUUGAAGCUAAUUUGUGAACAGCAACUAGAGCAUGGCUUGCUUACUCUAGAAAAUGUAGUCGAUAUCUUCCAGCUUUCAUUACUGUGUGAUGCACCUCGGCUUUCACUGAUCAGUCACCGAAUGAUCCUAAGGAAUUUCAAGGCUAUUUCUGCUACUGAAGGAUGGAAAGCAAUGAAGAAGAGUCAUCCAGCACUUGAAAAAGAAAUUGUGGAAACUGUGAUUGAAGAAGAAAAUAUGCAAAAGGAGAAAAUCAGAAAAUCAAAUGAGCGAAAGAUCUAUCUUCAAUUAUGUGAAGCAAUGGAGGCUCUUGUUCACAUUUGCAGAGAUGGUUGCAGGACAAUUGGUCCACAUGAUAAGGAUUUCAAAAAGAACCAGAUACCUUGCAAUUAUGGAGCCUGCAAAGGGAUAGAACUGCUUGUUCGUCAUUUUGCUGGUUGCAAGUUGAAAGUCCCUGGUGGCUGCAUUCAUUGCAAAAGAAUGUGGCAGCUACUGAAGUUACAUUCCCGUCUCUGCGCAGAUUCAAAUUCGUGCAAAGUUCCUUUGUGCAGGACUUUCAAGGAAAAGAUCAGGAAGCAAAGGAAAAAGGAUGAGAUCAAGUGGAAAAUACUAGUGAAAAAGAUAUUGAGAGCAAAGAGAACUAGAGAGGCGCACCGUUCUUUGUGCCCUCAAAUUCCAUCUCUUCAUGAAAAACAGUCUGGUCUCUUAGUUCCUGAUUCACUCGUAAAUUUAAUUUAACUUUGUGGCUUGAUGUAUAAAAUUACAAAGAAUCACUCCCUGCCCAACAGCCUGUUUUCUUCUAGUUCAUUAGCAGCUUGAGAAGUGAUAUGCAAUUUACAUUUUUCAUCAACUUGGUAACCUUAUUAAAGAAACAAUAAUUAUUAACAGAGAUAACUUCUCAGACUAGAAAUCAGCUUUUCCAAGAUUUUAAUCAAAGAUGGGAUACUGCCAGUUAGUGAAAAAGUUCAGAUAGGUGAAAUGAGGGAAAUUUUCUUGAUGAACCAAAUUGAAAGGUUUGAUUUGAAAGAUUUUUGUCAGGUUGUUUUGACAAAAAUUGAUGAUGUCACAUUCAUCCAUAUCUAAUUAUGUUUUUUUGAUUCUUUUUUGUCUUUUUAUCAAGCAUCAACCUUGGUGAUGAAUUACAUGUGACAAAGAACAAGAGAAACUCCAUUUCUUUUUUCUUUUCUUUUUUUUUUUUUACCGUGAAACGAAGCACAGUCAUUCUUAAACUCCAUUUCAUCAACAUUCUGAUAAAGGCAAUGGAGGAAACAAGGCAUCAUCAGAAACAGGGCUUUUAAACUUCUCCGGGUAUAAUAAAUUUUUAGUUCACUUUUAAAGCUUAGUUUUGUUACCUUAUCCUAAUAUAGAAAAAUCCAUGACAUAGCAAAAAUCUUCUAUAAAA
Molecule: messenger RNA, 2384 nt
Organism: Durio zibethinus
Lineage: Eukaryota; Viridiplantae; Streptophyta; Magnoliopsida; Malvales; Malvaceae
Product: BTB/POZ and TAZ domain-containing protein 4-like
Molecular function (GO): protein binding
Source: RefSeq, a predicted model, not a curated record